Molecule: messenger RNA, 3111 nt
Organism: Leptonychotes weddellii (Weddell seal)
Lineage: Eukaryota; Metazoa; Chordata; Mammalia; Carnivora; Phocidae
Source: RefSeq, a predicted model, not a curated record
UUUUCAUCUCGGGUUGGAAUAAAAGCGCUGGAAUAAAAGGAGGCAGAAAAGGCGCCGGCCGGGCCCGAUACACGCUGGUAGGAGCCGGGUGGCUGCCGAGCCCGGAGCCGAAGCCGGAGCCGGGCCUCCGCGCCGCGCCAUGGCGCCCACCCUGGCCACUGCCCAUCGGCGCCGCUGGUGGAUGGCCUGCACAGCCGUGUUGGAAAACCUCCUCUUCUCGGCAGUCCUCCUGGGCUGGGGCUCGCUGCUCAUCAUGCUCAAGUCGGAGGGCUUUUACUCGUACCUGUGUACUGAGCCAGAGAUUGUCACCAACGGCACAGUGGGGGGCACAGCGGAGCCGCAGCAGGAGCACGAGGAGAUAACCUGGAUGAAUGGCUGGCUCACCUGCAAGGCCCAGGAUGAGAUGCUAAACUUGGCCUUCACCGUAGGCUCCUUCCUGCUCAGUGCCAUCACCCUGCCUCUGGGCAUCGUCAUGGACAAAUAUGGCCCAAGGAAGCUCAGGCUACUGGGCAGUGCCUGCUUUGCUGUCUCCUGCUUGCUGAUUGCACAUGGAGCGAGUAACCCAAACUCUCUCUCUGUGCUCAUCUUCGUUUCCCUGGCUCUGAAUGGCUUUGGUGGGAUGUGCAUGACUUUCACUUCAUUAACACUACCCAACAUGUUCGGCGACCUUCGGUCCACGUUUAUUGCCUUGAUGAUUGGAUCCUAUGCCUCCUCAGCAGUCACCUUCCCGGGAAUCAAGGUCAUCUACGACUUUGGUGUCUCCUUCAUCAUCAUCCUCGUGGUCUGGGCCAGCUGCUCUGGAUUGGUUUUCCUCAACUGCUUCUUUAACUGGCCCCUGGAGCCUUUCCCGGGGCCGGAGGACAUGGACUACUCGGUGAAGAUCAAGUUCAGCUGGCUGGGCUUUGACCACAAGAUCACAGGGAAGCAGUUCUACAAGCAGGUGACCACGGUGGGGCGCCGCCUCAGCGUGGGCAGCUCCAUGAGGAGCACCAAGGAGCAGGCGGCCCUGCAGGAGGGCCAUAAGCUGUGCCUGUCCACCAUUGACCUGGAGGUGAAGUGCAAGCCAGACGCUGCAGCGGCCCCCUCCUUCAUGCACAGCGUGUUCAGCCCCAUCCUGCUGCUCAGCCUCCUCACCAUGUGCAUCACGCAGCUGCGGCUCAUCUUCUACAUGGGCGCCAUGAACAACAUCCUCAAGUUCCUGGUCAAUGGCGACCAGGACGUAGUGAUGGCCACUGUCAGCCUCUACACGUCCAUCUUCGGUGUGCUCCAGCUUCUCUGCCUACUGACAGCCCCUGUCAUUGGCUACAUCAUGGACUGGAGGCUGAAGGAGUGUGAAGAUGCCUCCGAGGAGCCUGAGGAGAAAGAUGCCAACCAAGGCGAGGAGAAGAAGAAGAAGCGAGACCGGCAGAUCCAGAAAGUCACCAAUGCCAUGCGGGCCUUCGCCUUCACGAACCUGCUGCUCGUGGGCUUUGGGGUGACCUGCCUCAUUCCCAACCUGCCUCUACAGAUCCUGUCCUUCAUCCUGCACACGGUUGUGCGAGGAUUCAUCCACUCUGCUGUCGGGGGUCUGUACGCAGCUGUGUACCCCUCCACCCAGUUUGGCAGCCUCACAGGACUGCAGUCACUGGUCAGUGCGCUCUUCGCCCUCCUGCAGCAGCCCCUGUUUCUGGCCAUGAUGGGUCCCCUCCAAGGAGACCCCCUCUGGGUGAAUGUGGGGCUGCUCGGCCUGAGCAUGCUGGGGUUCUGCCUCCCCCUCUACCUCAUCUGCUACCGGCGCCAGCUGGAGAGGCAGCUACAGCAGAAGAGGGAGGACGACAAGCUUUUCCUCAAGCUGAACGGCUCCUCCAACCGGGAGGCUUUCGUGUAGCGCCCACCACCUCGGAACUGUGGCCUCCUGCCCUUGCUUCAGUGACUCACCAGUGUCCUUCUCCCCAUCCCAGAGGACCUCCGUGCACCCUCAGGAUCCUCUCCUUCACAUUUUGGAGCCCACGCUCCCUCCCAGGGCCCUGGUCCUGCCUCGGACCUGUGCAGUGGAAGGACGGGAGAGGGCCCGGAUGUGCGAUUUUCCUACUGCUGGAAGCAAGGGCUGCCGUGGGCUUUGCUCUGCCACCCUCGAGGGGCCCUGGGGCCUUGAGGCUCCGUGGUGCCUGCAGGGGCAGCAAGGAGGACCCCCCAGCAGGCAGGCUCUCUCCCUUAAGUGUCUGGAUUCUGCCUCUUGCCAAAGCAGUGGGGUCUGCCAUCUACUGCCUGCCACCUGCCUCUCGGCUGCAUGCCCACUGGCCACACCUGCCCAAGGACAAAGUCUUGCGCUGUCUGCUCCCCCUCGCCUGGCCCCUCGACCUCCUCCCUUGGCCAGUCUGAGGCUGCCUGAGGAAGGAAGGACCCGCUUCCUGUUGUUGGUGCUAACUCCUUUGUAAUUCCAGCCCCCUGUGGCCUGUCCAUGACCUGGCCUCCUGUUACAGGCCUGUGGAGAAGCCCCCCCUGGCUUAAAGCCUGGGGAGGGGAUGGAGGACUGGAUAGCCAGGCACCGCUCAGGGGCCAAGGACAAGGCUGAUUAGCAGUCCCUCACCUCCUCCCUCAGGGCGAGGAGCAAGUGUCCACUGCCCCCUUCCAUCCAGUCUGUGACCUGAAGGGAAUUAAAACAGCACCAACAGGGCACCCGCUACACACAGCUGUUCGUAUGGGGGUGGAAGUCAGGCUGUUGCCGAGAGACGGAGGGCCGGGCCUGACUGGGGAGAUGGAUGGUGAGGGGCCUCGGGGUGCGUGCACGUGUGGGAUGUGUGAGAGAUGUGUGUGGGGUGUCUGCCCUUAUCCUCCCGGAGGCGGCCUCGCUCUGGACCUGGAGCUUGUCUGAGGCUGCGGGGUUGUAGCGCCCCCUGCCGGCAGGCUCCUCCAGGGCCCUGGAGCUGUUUACGUGAGAGAGGCCCCUGUCCUCUGCCAGGCUGGCCUGGCUGUCCAGCCACCCGCCGCCUGACUGCCCCCAGAAAUGUGUCUGAGACUUCCUGGGAGUGCACAGCAGGGCGGGUUGAUUUUUAGGUCUAUACUUUUGGGUCUUUUAAGUUUUACCAGACUCCUUUUUAUAAAGCAAUAAAUCCAUUUUCCUCCUGGGAA